AAUACCAGCAAGAAGAUAUGAGGGUUUUUUAGUAAUGUUUUUUGCUACUGAUGAGAUCAACAAGAAUCCUUAUCUUUUACCCAACAUGUCUUUGACAUUCUCCCGCAUUGUUGGCAUGUGUGAAGACACUUUUGGACUUCUGGAUAAAACAUAUUCACCAAAAAACAAUAAUUUUAUCAAUUAUAACUGUAGAAUACAUACAAGAUGUGAUAUACAACUUACAGGACCAUCAUGGAUGACAACCUUAAAACUGGCAAUUAAUUCUAGGAAACCGAAGAUUUUCUUUGGACCAUUUAAUCCUAACCUGAGUGACCAUGACCAGUUUCCCUACGUCCAUCAAAUAGCCACCAAGGACACACGUUUGUCCCAUGGCAUGGUCUCCUCGAUGCUUCAUUUUAGAUGGACUUGGAUUGGCCUGGUCAUAUCAAGUGAUGACCAGGGUAUUCAGUUUCUCUCAGACUUGAGAGAAGAAAUGCAAAUGUUUGGGAUCUGUUUAGCUUUUGUGAAUGUGAUCCCAGAAAACAUGCAGAUAUACAUGACAAGGGCUAUGAUAUAUGAUAAAGAAAUUAUGACAUCAACAGCCAAGGUUGUUAUCAUUUAUGCUGAAAUGAAUUCUACUGUAGAAAUCAGCUUUAGAAGAUGGGAAUAUUUAGGCGCUCAGAGAAUCUGGAUCACAACCUCACAAUGGGAUGUCACCACAAAUAAAAAAGGUUUCAGCCUUGAUUUCUUCCAUGGGACUGUCACUUUUGCACACCACCACAGUGAAAUUACUAAAUUUAGGAAUUUUUUGCAAACAAUGAACACUAGGAUAUACCCAGUAAACAUUUCUGAGUCUAUACUGGGCUGGAAUUAUUUUAAUUGCUCAAUAUCAAAGAACACCAAUAAAAUGGUUCCUUUUACACUCAAUGACACAUUGGAAUGGACAGCACUGCACAAAUAUGACCUGUUUCUGAGUGAAGAAGGUUACAAUUUGUAUAAUGCUGUGUAUGCUGUGGCCCACACCUACCAUGAACUCAUUCUUCAACAAGUAGAGUCUCAGAAAAUGGCAGAACCCAAAGGAGUAUUCUUUGACUGUCAGCAGGUGUCUUCCUUGCUGAAAACCAUAGUAUUUACUAACCCAGUUGGAGAACUGGUGAAUAUGAACCAUAGGGAAAAUCAGUGUGCAGAAUAUGACAUUUUCAUCAUUUGGAGUUUUCCACAAGGCCUUGGAUUAAAAAUAAAAAUAGGAAGCUAUUUUCCUUGUCUCUUACAGAGUCAACAACUUCAUACACCUGAAGACUUGGAGUGGGCUAGAGGAGGAACAUCAGUUCCCUCCUCCAUGUGUAGUGUGACAUGUACUGCUGGAUUCAGGAAAAUUCAUCAGAAAGAAACAGAAGACCGCUGCUUUGAUUGUGUCCAGUGCCCAGAAAAUGAGAUAUCCAAUGAAACAG
Messenger RNA from Grammomys surdaster, 1430 nucleotides. Its product is annotated as vomeronasal type-2 receptor 116-like. Gene Ontology annotation, cellular component: membrane. Gene Ontology annotation, molecular function: G protein-coupled receptor activity. Gene Ontology annotation, biological process: G protein-coupled receptor signaling pathway. The annotation marks the transcript as partial. The record is from RefSeq and is a predicted model, not a curated record. NCBI's taxonomy places the organism in Eukaryota, Metazoa, Chordata, Mammalia, Rodentia, Muridae. The transcript has 4 exons.